Messenger RNA from Ostrea edulis (European flat oyster), 4030 nucleotides. RefSeq names its product differentially expressed in FDCP 6-like. The transcript is spliced from 2 exons. The record is from RefSeq and is a predicted model, not a curated record. Bases 16 to 438 code for a protein of 140 amino acids. NCBI's taxonomy places the organism in Eukaryota, Metazoa, Mollusca, Bivalvia, Ostreida, Ostreidae.
AUUUACUGCAUUACGAUGGAAGCAACAAAAAUGGCAGAGUCUGAACCGUCAAGUAGUAGGACGAACAGUUUAAAUACAUCCAGUAGUCACAACGACGAAAAUCACACACAUGUUGAAUUGAAAGGUUAUUUGUGGAAGAGAACGAAGUUAUCAAGAAAGUGGAAGAAACAAUGGUUUUUACUGAGAAAUUCUGAUUUAUUUUACGGGAAUACACCUGAGACUGCAGUAAAGACUAUCCCGCUAUCUAAUGCUGAAAUCUCAGAAACAGACAUAGACAAGAAAGACCACGCCUUUAGGAUAAAACCGAAGGACAAUGGUCGUACCUUCUACAUUCAGGCACAGAAUGAAAAUAUUCAGAAUGAUUGGAUGCAAGCAAUUUGCUUUGCAAAGGCAGCAGGGCAUCAAGGGGAUAUAUCUCAGGCAUGUACGAUACAGUGAUCUCGGACAGCAGAAAAGAGAAACUACAAAAUCGGUACGAAAUUGUCAAUGCCCUCCUCUCCCUCAAAGCUGCAAAAUCAGGAGUAAAACAAAUUUUGUUAUGUCUGUGUGGUUUUAGGAUCAAACAAGGAUUGUUUUUGCUACAAGACAAUAGUCCUAAGUAUAAAUAGUAUUCUGAGAAUAACUAAUUAGAAUGAGUGUUGUCAUUCAUUAUGAUAUUUUUAUGAACUUUUUGAUUUUAAUUUUUUUUUUAAUUUAUGGGUAUUUGGGCAUGUAUAGUGUUUUGGUUUUUUUUUUUUUUAAAAGUCAAAACAUUUAGUAUUCAACAGAUAAUACUUUUGCAGCAAUGUUUUCUGGGGGAUUUUAAGUUUUAAUUUAAGCCAGAAAUUCAAAGUAUUUUUUAUUAAUUUCCUGAUCGAAGUUCACAAGUCUGCAAUUAAUAUUGUGUUUUUGUUUUUUUUUGACUGAUUUUAGUCUAGACCCUGUACCCUGUAGGUAUCUCUGAGGAGAUCACAAUUAAUAUUAUUAACAAUUACCGGUAUACAAAUUCAGCUUUUUAUUUUUGAUGUUGUACACAAUAUUACAUUUAUUAUUAACUUGUAGUUUUGUUAAUAUUACUUAUGAUAUUGACCAGAACCCUGAACCAAACAUUUAAUUAUCAGUUUCGUCCUACUCUUUCCAAUUUUUUUCUUUUGGGUUUUAGUUUUAGUCAUAUUCUUCAUUAUUCUUUAGAUUUUAUAUCAAUUUUUAUUCCAUUCUUCAUUAAUCGUCGGAUUUUAUUGCUUUGAACUGUAUUGCCUUUGUCGGAUAUAUAAGAAGUUUCAGUGAAUAAGAAAUUGUAACCAAAUUGAUUUUGAUUGAUAUGUAUAUCUAAAAUGGAAAUGCAUGUCUGUACAAAAUAUCUGCAAGAUGAAAAAUGACACAAACAAUGACCCAAACAAUGACACAAGGUCUUAAAGAGUUUUUUGGAAUUACCAUUUUUAAUGAAUUUCAUUUUCGAAAAUACAUGAGGGCAUGAACUCCGAUACUUUACACCAGCAGUGCAUUAGCACUUCACGAAAAGUAUGCUCGCGUGAAACGUUGCUGUUGAAACCCUCACGCAUUUUCAAAAAUGUGAAAAUUAUUAUGUUUUUUAUAGUUGCAUUUUACUUUCAUUUCUGGGUAAAAUAUUCCCAGUCGUUGUAAUUGUCGUGCUAUAUAUUUAUCAAGAUUCAUACGCACAUUGUGCACAUUCAUGAGGGAAAAAUGACUAUCAUUUGAAUUGGUAAAGAUAUCAAAGGUAAAAACAUUGAAAAUGUAAAUAUUGUAUAACAAAGUUGCAGUCUGUAGAAUUUCAGUUGUCAGAAUUUUAUUUUCACUUUGAUUUUGCAAUGUUAAUAUUUUGGUUUGCAUGUAUCUUAUCAUUAUAAGCUUGGAAGAUAGACUAUAACUUAGUAUAUAACUUAAUAAUUAGUGUAAUCCGGAUGAAGUGCAAUCUGAAAUUUGUGUAAACUACACAUUUUGGCACCAAAAUCAUGUUCAGGAUUGCAUUGCAUUUGGUCAUAAUGGCUGACUUGCUUUUAAAACAUGGAUGUAAAUAUAAAUAUCAGCAAUAUUUGUUUAUUCAUUUCCAAGACCAUUGCCUAGCUGAGUAGCUCAGUAGGUUAGCACAUCAACUGCUGAACUGUAGAUCACAGAUUCAAGUCCAGCAGUGAUUUUAAUAAAUUAUUUUUAGAUUGCUUUCAACUAAAAUGGCAUUUUUUGAUGAAAUAGAGUAAAUUUGAAUAUUUUCUAUUUCAAAAUACUGGACAUAUCCUCCACUUUUCAUCCAUAUCAAAUUUCUGUGGUGUGGCAUUCCUCCUUAAAGAUAUUAAGAUAAACGGGUGGCAUAUAUAUUGAUCUACUGGCGUUCACUAUUCAUCCUUUGUGUUGCCUGUAUUCUGGGAUCAGUCCAGUUACGUACAAUUAAUAUACUGUAUUCACCACUAAACCAUUGUAGAAUCAGUUGUGUAGUUUUACGAUAUACAUAGUCAGAAAAAUUCAGAUGAUUUAGGAUAUGUUUGUGUGUAUGUCUUCUGAGCAGCUAAUGUAGAAGAAUAUGGUGACGGUUGUGGUUUUCACGCCUAUACAUUGGGAUGUUCUUAUUUCACUGUUUUAAGGCCAUUAAAUAAUUUUUUUUUAUGAAUUAUGAAAAAAAUAAUGAUUUCGGGUUGUCUUUUUGGGAGAAAAUUCUGCACCUGUAUGUAUAUAAAACCUGUAGAAUAUAGCUUCCAUUUGCCACAAGAAAAAAGUGCUUUUGUCAGUCGUGAAUUUAUUUUCAUUUACCGUUUGUUUUAUCUUUUUAUCAUAUGACGGGAAUAAGAUUUAUGUAUGUGAUACAGAAGUGUGAUUUUUUUUUCUGGACAGAACACCAGAAGAGGAAUUCUUCUUAUUCAAAUGUAGUUCCCUUUGUCUAAAUAAAAACAGAUGUGUUAUUUCAAAUAUCUGGAGCGAUAUUUUUGUGGAGGUGUCAUGCACUUUGUUAUUGUCAGCCCCUAUCUAGACUAUAGCUGUCAAUUUUAUCUCACCGUUUCAAACUUUUGUUGUUGACAACCUGCGCAAAUUGUUUUUGUUGUGAUUAUCCUGUUUCUGUUCUCAUUGGUUAGGAAUUUUUGGUUGGCAUUUUGUAUUUUACCACUAUUUAGGCUAAUGUACAAAGUUAUUCCCCUUUAAUGAAGAAAUACAAUUCAUGUAAUGUAUUACUUUUGUCAGUUAUAAUUUUGGUAGAAAUUUGUAAAAAUGAAUUUUUUUUAACGUAAUUGAGGCUGAUGUGAUAAAGCGUUGCAUCACUGAUGUAAAUAGAUUUUAUUUGUUAACAUGAAGGGAAAUUUUCUUUGAAAACAAAAUGGAUAAGAAGCCACUGUGAAUUAUCCAUCAGUUAGAAUUUCUUUAUAAGCAUGUAUCAGAUAAAGACUUGUAAAUAACCAAUUGUGCAAGUGUGACUGCAUGUACAAACAUUUUUAAAAAAUACUUUUUCUUUUAGAUCCUUUACAUUCAGGCCCCAUGACCAUAAACUAAAAAUAGACUUUAGUCAAAUUUUCCAAUUGAUUUAAUUCAUAAAUAUUGAUAAUCUAUAAAACAAUAAGAUUCAUAUUGGGAUACAAAAUAUCAAUUCUGACUUAAGUUUAUUCUCUGUUUGUGGUCCUGGGGCCAGUUCUCUCUUACUUCAUUACCCAUAUAGGUCACUAAUUACUAAUUCAGUCCAACACACAAAAGUUUCCCAUUCCUCUGCUAUUUUGUUGUUAAUUGUCUUUUCCGUUCUGUACAAUGCAUUUAUCUUUAGAAAUGUGUACAUGUAGUUACUGACCAUAGACUGACCAUAGUAAUUUAUUGUAUACAGAUUAUUUAAGAGUAGGGUUUGAUGUUUCAACUUUUGGGGAAAAAUAUUCCUGUUCUCUCUACAAAGCUACACACAAGUGAAAGCUGUGAUAUAUUUUGUUUUUGUGUAUUUUAAAUAGAUUUUAUCUAUUGGCAUGUUUUUAUAUUAAACGACAUGCAUUAUUUCUGUUGUGCAAAAGAUUUGUAACUAUUGUUAUCAUCUUGUAUUGCUAUUUAAAUAAACAAGGAAGACUAA